Molecule: messenger RNA, 924 nt
Organism: Aspergillus heteromorphus CBS 117.55
Lineage: Eukaryota; Fungi; Ascomycota; Eurotiomycetes; Eurotiales; Aspergillaceae
Product: NAD-dependent epimerase/dehydratase family protein
Exons: 1
Coding region: 1-915 (304 amino acids)
Source: RefSeq, a predicted model, not a curated record
AUGGCCAAGCGAAUCGUCGUCACCGGUGGCUCCGGCACCGCGGGCCAACACGUCGUCUCGUACCUGCUGGACCAGGGCCACGACAUCCUCAACAUCGACCUGGUGCCCUUCCCCGACGCCCGCCUGGCGGACCGCGUGCACACCCUCAGGGCCGAUCUCACCGACAGCGGCCAGGUCUACAACGCCCUGUGCUCCCACUUCCACCUGACCGAGCCCUUCCGCGAGCCCCUGCGCCAGCUCCCUGACGCCGUGGUGCACCUGGCCGGGUAUGCGCGCAACAUGAUGGUGCCCGACAACGAGACCUUCCGGGGCAACGCCCUGUCCAUGUACAACAUCGUCGAGGCCGCCUCCCGCCUGGGCAUCCCCAAGGUCGUCCUCGCCAGCUCCAUCACCGUUUACGGGGUCAGCUUCGCCGAGGGCGAGGUCGACUACCCCGCCUUCCCCGUCGACGAGGAGGUGGACGCCAACCCCAUGGACACCUAUGCCAUCUCCAAGGUCUGCGGCGAGCGUGUCGCCCGGGGCUUUGCCCGCCGGUUCGGGUCGGACAUCUACGUCCUGCGCCUGGGGCGUGUCGUCGCGCCGCACGAGUACACCGAGGCCAUGUUCCGCUCCUACGUCCGGGAGCCCCGGCGGUGGCGCGCCCACGGCUGGUCCUAUAUCGACGCCCGCGACCUCGGCCAGAUGUUCGACCUGGCCGUCCGGAAGGACGGGCUGGGGUUCCAGAUCUUCAACGCCGUCAAUGACACCAUCACCAACAACGCCUCGCCGACCGCCGAGUUCUUGAAGAGCGUCUGUCCCGACACCCCCAUCACGCGCGACAUGGGCCCCGACGAGGCCCCCAUCAGCAACCGGAAGAUCCGGGAGUUGCUCGGGUUCCGGGAGAAUCACCCGUGGCGGAAGUACUAUCCAUCUUAAGGAAGAUGC